Nanorana parkeri is the source of this 3926-nucleotide messenger RNA. It is a transcript of the gene CDON, whose product is annotated as cell adhesion associated, oncogene regulated. NCBI's taxonomy places the organism in Eukaryota, Metazoa, Chordata, Amphibia, Anura, Dicroglossidae. Gene Ontology annotation, molecular function: protein binding. Gene Ontology annotation, biological process: cell-cell adhesion; nervous system development; axon guidance. The transcript is spliced from 20 exons. Gene Ontology annotation, cellular component: axon; plasma membrane. The record is from RefSeq and is a predicted model, not a curated record. The coding region runs from base 196 to 3825 and encodes 1209 amino acids.
CUUGGAUUGCGGCUCCUGGCUGGGACUUUGCGCCCAGGAUCUUCUGGAUUGGACUCUCAGGGAGCUCCAGGCUGGGACUUACUGGAAGGCAUGACCGCUGGGAUUUACUGCAAGUCCUAUGGGCAUAGAGAGACUGUGUCGUCUCCCUCCUUUUCUCCUGGACGUUUGCACUGUUCAUCGGUGUGACACAGCGCUAUGCAUCCUGGGCCGUGGCAUCCACUACUUUGUUUCUCGCUUCUGUUGCUGUGCACACGUGGAGAUUCAGAUGUGACGCCCCGAUUCCUGUCUGAGCCCCUUUCCACUGUCCAGAAGCCUGGCGUGCCGGUCACGUUAUUAUGUGCUGCUGAACCGCCGUGGUCCCAUAUUUCUUGGUUAUUUAACGGGAGACUUUUGGACAGAACUCGGGAUGGGGACAUUCAGCCUGGUCACCUGACCAUCUUGUCUCUGGGUCUGCACCAUGCUGGCCGAUACCAGUGCACGAUCAACACCAGCAGAGGCUCUCUUAUUAGCACCCCUGCCAACGUGUCGGUGGCAUAUCUGGGAGACUUUGAAUCGGUCUCUAGAGUCUCUGUGGUGGCUGAAGAAGGAAGCACGGCCAUUAUAACAUGUGGUGUUCCAUCCAGUGUUCCGCGUGCUCAGAUCCAUUAUCGAGUGAGGGGGAAAUGGCUGGACAGAUCUUCAUUAGAUAAGUACCUCAUCCUGCCCUCUGGAAACCUUCAGAUAGUCAAUGUGACAUUGGAGGAUCGGGGACCCUAUAGAUGUGCCGCGUAUAACCCAGUCACACAUGAGCGGAAGAUAAGCCCUUCUGUUUACAAGCUUGCUGUUACCGGUUCAUCUCACCCAGACUUCAUCCCCCUACAAUCAGUCCCCACCCAGCGUCUGUCUGUCCAUCUGCACGAGACGUUGACUCUGGAAUGCGUGGCCGGAGGGGUCUCUGCUCGCCAUGUUUACUGGUAUAAAGACGGGCAGAGCGCCACCGAUCAUAGACGGACAUUGUUGCAUACCAACCUAGUCAUCAAGACUGUGGAAAGACUGGACGUUGGGAACUACUCCUGCUUGUUGGCCAAUGAAACUCGUGAAGUGGCUCACGUGACCUACUCAGUCAUUGUUCUAGAGGCUCCAUUGAUCUCCCGGGCCCCUGAGGACCAGACCGCUCCAGCAGGCAGUGACGUCAUGUUUACCUGCGAGGCGCAGGGCAAUCCGGCUCCAAACAUCACUUGGCUGCACAACACGGCCAGCAUCUAUCCUUCACCCCGCCUCCACCCGCUGGCGAACACGCUACACGUCAGCAAUGUGGCUGAAGAGGAUGCUGGGAUGUAUCAGUGCAUGGCCGACAAUGGCGUCGGUGUGGUCCAGGCAUCUGCCAGGCUCCAUGUACAUCCAGGUUCGGGCUCCAGACCAGUCAUUGUGUCCCCGCCUACAAGUGUCAGCGUAGUGAUUGGAGACUGGGUCACUUUAACCUGUAAUGCCACUGGAAACCCCGCCCCUUCCAUCCGCUGGUAUGGCGCCCACGGGGCAAUAAGCAGCCACCCCUCCCAGAUCCUUCGGCCUAAACCCCGAAAGGCGUUACAGUCCAGGACGGCAGACACCCCCAGCCAGGACCCACCGCAUGUGAUCAUGUCCCACCCAGGAAGCAGCUCCUUGUACAUCUCUGCUGUCACAGCGAAGCAUGCUGGGAAAUAUGUCUGCAAGGCCGCCAAUGAGUUGGGUUCCACCCAGGAGGAAGCCACCGUGACUGUCGUUCCCAAUGAGAUCAGCACUGUGCGUGCAGACACCAGCACGCCAAGCCUUACUCGGACUACCACCCACCCCAGCCUUCCACCUACCGACAAGCCACUCCAUGGCGCUCUGCUUCCAGAGGCGCCCAUCAUUCUCAGCCCACCGCAGACCACCAAACCGGACGUGUACUUCUUAGUGUGGCGAUCGGGACGAGAUGGGGGCCUGCCUAUAAAUGCCUACUUUGUGCGCUAUAGAAAGUUGGAUGAUGACGGCAACGUGGACGGGCCCUGGAAUUCCAUCCGUGUUCCGGCCAGCGAGAACGAGUUUCCUCUGACGGAGCUCGAGCCGUCCAGUCUGUAUGAGGUUCUGAUGGUGGCCAGAAAUGCGGCCGGCGAGGGGCAGCCUGCUAUGCUUACCUUCCGGACCAGCAAAGAAAGGAGUUCAUCUUCUAAGAACACACCGGCCAUGUCCCCUCCAGCUGGGGCCCCAAAGCAGACUCCAAUGCAGGACAGUUUCAAUAGCAACUUUGGGUUGGUGAAUCCGGACACUUUCCGGCACAGCGGGGUUCCCGAAGCUCCGGAUCGCCCCACCAUUUCCAGUGCGUCCGAGACCUCCGUCUACGUCACCUGGAUCCCGAGGGCGAACGGAGGAUCCCCGAUCACGUCCUUUAAAGUGGAAUACAAGAGAGCCGGGAGACUUUGGGUUACUGCCGCAGAGAACAUCCCGCCAUCAAAACUGUCAGUGGAGGUGUCCAAUCUGGAACCAGGUGCAAUGUACAAAUUCCGGGUCAUCGCCAUCAAUAAUUACGGGGAGAGUACGCGCAGUUCGGUGUCACGACCCUACCAGGUUGCUGCCUACGGCAGCCGUCUACCCAACCCGCUGAUUGUUGGCCCUCGCAUCGACCACACGGAGGCGGUGACAGACACGCACAUACUGCUGAAAUGGACUUACGUUCCAUCAAACAACAACAACACCCCCAUUCAAGGCUUCUAUAUCUACUACCGGCCCACCGACAGCGACAAUGACGGCGACUACAAGAGGGACGUGGUGGAAGGAACUAAACAUCAACAUUUAAUCCGGGACCUGCAGCCAGAGACGUCCUAUGACAUCAAGAUGCAGUGCUUCAAUGAGAGAGGGGCCAGUGACUACAGCAACGUCAUGAUUUGUGAGACUAAAGCCCGUAGGAGCCCCGGCGCCUCCGAAUUCCCCCCUCUGGAGCUCAGCACGACGUCCGCUUCAGAGCGGAAUGCAGGAGGAAGCUCCAGCUCAUCCAUCACUCUGGCACGGAGUGGGGACAUGCUGUACGUCAUUGUCGGCUGCGUGUUGGGCGGGAUGGUCCUUAUAUUGAUGACCUUCAUCGCCAUGUGUCUCCUGAAACAUCGACAGCAACGUCUCAUGCACAAAUUUGAACCGCCUGGUUAUCUCUAUCAAGGAUCCGAUCUGAAUGGGCAGAUGGUAGAAUACACAACACUGCCGGGAACCAACCGGAUAAAUGGAACCGUCCACGGAGGAUUCAUGGGAAAUGGGAAUAUCGCCAAUGGCUGCCCACACAUGCAUCACGGUAUACACAACGGCAUCAACGGCGUCAUGAAUGGAGAGCUGUACCCCACCUGCAGCAAUCCUCAUAAAGGGACGUGUCCAGACUAUGAGCACUUACCCCAUAGUAUUGCCAAUGGGGGCAUCCUAUACACUGCCAUACCCCAGACUGACCCCUCAGAGUGCAUCAACUGCAGAAACUGCUGCAACAACAACAGAUGUUUUAGCAAAAGUGGAAACGGCGUGACGAGGACGCCGCUGCAAGAGAACCCGGACACCAAGCAACUGAUGCCAGAGGCCGUGCCCAUGAUCCCGUCCUCACCUGAGUGCGGCAUAGAGCUCCAGGAGGAAGUGAAUGAAAAGCCAUCAGCGCCGUGUACACCAAGUCAGGAUGGGCUGGAAGAGAUACAAGGUGAUUCUGACAUCUGUGUAAAGGAGGAUGACGCCAUCUUGCCCCCAUCUCCCGAUACCCCCUCUAAUGACUCAGAGAACUGCGAUGAAAACAAAACUUGGACGUUAGAAAACUCGCCCAAUGACCUCCCACAGCAACCGCUGACGCAAGAGGCCUGAACAGGAAGUGACUGUCUCCCUCUCUGUUACACUGCAUCCCAUUAUGGUAGAGGAGGAAAAAUCCGGCUCAUCGCCAUGUUGUCACGUAACGUGUCAUUAUU